UGUAGUAGCCCACAAAUUCAAAUUUCAAAUUACCUGUCAUUAGUGUUCAGUUCGAAACAAAAUCCAAAACUCACUCACAUCACUCGCUUAGCUUGGCGUGAACACCGGCAACAAUAUACUUUUCUACUAACUUUUCUACGAGCAUCUUUUCACGAUGAAGCCAUCUUCGCUGACGUGCCGCAUUCGCCAGAUUUGGAUCUUGUCCAGCUGGCUGCGUCAGGAAGCGGCGGCGGCGGCUGCCAUGUUGGUGGUGCGGCGCCACCAGGUGCAGCUGAAGGCGGAGGAGGACGAGCGGCGGGCGGCAGCCGAGGUAGCGGACGGUAGCCAGUAUGGCGUCGACUCCCAGGGAAGAAUGCGGGCCGUCCGCAUGCUCGACGACUACAUCGUGCCCUUCGAGUGCACCCUCUGAUGGUUCAGUUUCAAGUCUGAUCUCUAGCUGGUCGUACAUGAUGUGCCUUAUUGCUGAGUUACAUGUUCCCGUUCCCGAAGCACGCAGAUCUGUCUGUUGGUCAGGUGCAUCCGUAAUGGGGUUUUUUCCAAAUUUUGGUUCGCAGCCAGGAAUUCCAUAAAUAUUAAUUACAUUCUAUCAUUACAAGGACAUCAAGACCAAGCUCGAUAAUUGAGUUUAAUAAAUUGAGUUCGUUUCAAA
This is a messenger RNA of Drosophila bipectinata, 649 nucleotides long. RefSeq lists its product as uncharacterized. Lineage: Eukaryota; Metazoa; Arthropoda; Insecta; Diptera; Drosophilidae. The record is from RefSeq and is a predicted model, not a curated record.